Molecule: messenger RNA, 2344 nt
Organism: Mastomys coucha (southern multimammate mouse)
Lineage: Eukaryota; Metazoa; Chordata; Mammalia; Rodentia; Muridae
Gene: Rbm48
Product: RNA binding motif protein 48
Exons: 5
Coding region: 392-1507 (371 amino acids)
Cellular component (GO): nucleoplasm
Molecular function (GO): nucleic acid binding
Source: RefSeq, a predicted model, not a curated record
UCCCGAGCGUUCGUGAAGGCCAACGUCACGACCGCCCCACCAGACCCCGCACCGGCUAAGCGAUCGCUGCUCCACAUUGUCCCAAGGUUCAACUCUCACCGGAGAGCGGAGUCCACCCGCUUCCCGUCAGGCCAGGGCGUCGGAGCCCGAGGACAUCGAUCGGGCCCGCCCCUCUCUUCACACACCUGGCCGCUGUCACUCUUGAGUCACUCCGCCGAGGCUCUAGGGGGCGGUACAUAGCUCAGCGAAUUCUCGCUCUCAGGAAACAAUCGUCGAUGGGGUCGAUCCUCCAGCCAAUCCUAGCACGCUUAGCCCAUCCUGCUCUCUUAUUGGACUCGGAAGAGUGCGGCUGGCGGAUGUUAUUCUGGCGCGGAAUGCCAGAGCCGGCAAGAUGGCAGCCUGUGACGGGAAGCCGGGUGGUAUAUUCGAUCACCACGUCCAAACGGCUGUGUGUGACUCGCGGGCCAAAUACCGGGAGGGCCGACGCCCUCGCGCGGUCAAGGUAUAUACAAUCAAUUUGGAAUCUCAGUACUUACUAAUACAAGGAGUUCCUGCAGUGGGAGCCAUGAAGGAAUUAAUUGAGCGAUUUGCUUUGUAUGGUGCAAUUGAACAGUAUAAUGCUCUAGAUGAAUACCCAGCGGAAGAUUUUACAGAAGUUUAUCUCAUUAAAUUUGUGAAAUUACAAAGUGCAAGGGUAGCUAAGAAAAAGAUGGAUGAACAGAGUUUCUUUGGAGGGUUACUUCAUGUGUGCUAUGCUCCAGAAUUUGAGACAGUUGAAGAAACUAGAAAAAAAUUAGAAGAAAGAAAGGCAUAUAUUACAAGAGUUACUAAAAGCCAAGACUGUUACAUUAUGAAGAAGAAAUCGGUUCCAGAACAGCAAGGAACAGAAGAGUCUAGACAAGCUUUUCCUCCACCUAUACCUGGUUUCGGUACAGCUGCUUUAAACACACCUCCCGAGAGUCCUCUGGAGAACUCAAGGCCUCGUCUUCCUUAUUCUUGUGAAUUCCCUUUAAGCUAUUUUGCCUCCCAAAGCACGUGCUCCCCUGGGGAACAUAUGGACGGAGCAUCCAACUCCUGUAGUCGAGCUAGGAACCAUGGUGAGCUGCCGAAGCAUCAUGACCACACUGCCUUUCCCCCAAAGCUACAGAUGAACACUUACAAAAAUUCUGUCCCUUGCUCCACUGUGCAAGAGGCCAUCGCUACCUCCCAGGCAGUUGGCAGAUUUAUGCCUAGGACGACGCAGCUACAGGAGAGGAAGCGACGGCGGGAUUGUGAUCGCGAACUCGGAACUUCUCUUGAAACACACACAAGCAGUAACGAGGUUUUGAUUGGACCUAAGUUGCCUGGUAUUCCCACAAUAGAUCUGCAGGAUGACUCCUUGAAUACAACAGCAAACUUAAUACGAAGUAAACUUAAAGAGGUGAUUUCAUCUGUGCCAAAGCCUCCAGAGGACAAUAUAAAAGACAUGUGUUCAAGUCACCCACAAAAACAAAGAAGAAGAAUAUAGCUUGCCAGAAAGGAGUUAGUCUUGCCUUUUCUUUUGAAUCAGGGUCUCACUGAAUAGAGAUCUGCUGCUCUGGAACUCACUAUGUAGGCCAGGCUGGCCUUGGGCCUCGGCCCCUGAGUGCUGGGAUUACAGGGUGUGUGCCUCUCUCAGCUACAUUGGUGUGUUCUGGAGAGAUUCUUUUUCAUGUCUGGCCCAUUUUAAUUCUUUCAGACAUCUUACUACUGCUGUUUAAAGUUUUUUCUCUUAAACUGUUUGCAAAUGUUUCCAUCUUUCUUGAAUCUACACGCAGUGUGGCAGAGACUGUUCUUUUCUUUUUUUUUUUUUUUUUUUUUUUUUUUUUUUUUUUUGGUUUUUCGAGACAGGGUUUCUCUGUAUAGCCCUGGCUGUCCUGGAGACUGUUCUUUUCAUACCAUAUUAGUUCACAAAAUAUAUAAAUCGAUCGAAACAAAUAUAAAAAUAGGUAAUGCAAAUAAAGGCAAUCAGAGUCUCAUUUUAAUUCAAGUAUUGAGCAAUUUGUGUUCAAAAACUAGCAGGGGGAUUGUUUUUGAAUACCAUGGCUUCAAAAUGAAAGCAGGUCUGUAAAGAAAAAAUGUCAAUAAAAUGUUAGAACAAAGUCAAUAUUAGAAACACUUUUUAAAAAAAGAAACAAACAUAAUGUAACUUCUAAGAUUAACUUACAUCGACUAUGCUGAUGUAAAAGCUAAUUUUGGAAAUUCUAGAUUUCUACAUUGUCAGCAUAUCUGUACUUGUACUUCUGUCAGUGUACCACCAUGUAAUUUUGUCAGGCUAUUUCCAUUUUCUUUUCUGGGAAAAAAUAAACUGAGAAGGCACAUGCUA